Lactuca saligna is the source of this 414-nucleotide messenger RNA. NCBI's taxonomy places the organism in Eukaryota, Viridiplantae, Streptophyta, Magnoliopsida, Asterales, Asteraceae. The record is from the annotation of a GenBank genome assembly.
AUGUUAAAAAGAAUUGAUCCUUCAAACCCAGUCUUGGUUUCUUACUUAGAAUCCAUAGAUACUUCUGUGGAAAUUGGGAUUCUCUUACGACAGACAACUGAAAAGAAGUCAAAGAAGGCGAAGAAGACUAAUGAUGGGUCUUCAGGUACAAAGGUUAAGUCAUCAAAGAGUACGAAGCACGUUCCUGUGAUCGAACCUGAGCCAAUUCAGCCGGAUCCUAUUAUUUCUGAUACCCAGGUAACUAAAAAGGAAGUCAUUCCUUCGAAGACUGGUGUAUUUAGACGAAUCAAGAUGAAGUUGAAGAACAAGCGUCGAUCAUCUAGUACGAAUGUUGUUCGUAUACCCCAAGUUUCUCAUAAAGGGGUGAUUUUUAGACAAAUACCUGCCCCUGCUUCUCCUUCUUCGAAAAAGUGA